AAAUUGUUAGGGAUGACAAUUUUAUUCGCACCUAAUAAAUAUUGCCUCAAGAAAUUUUAUGGAUGGUUCGGGUUUGGAAUUCGGGUUGUCUAUGAAUACUGCUUUACGUGAGCCUGACCUGGAGUUUAACAAUGUCUUCAAAGUUUGAAAAAAUUACGUUUAUGCCAUAGCUGGUAUAUGGAAAGGUUCGGGUGUCUCCCUUUCUCGCUUCUUAAGCCGUCCGUCUGACCGUCUCUGGCGACCUUCUCUGUCUUUUGAUUUUUGACAGUGACCGGGGAAGUCAAUUGUAACACCUGUACUGCUUCUGGCCAGAUAAGGUUAUUCCACGGGGCUGCCGGCAGAAAAUCAAUUUUUGAAGGCUUGAAUCACAAAUAAGCUCAGCAAAGGAGUCCCGCUUCUCCUGCCCUUCAAGAAUUCAACGCCAGCCAGUGACCAAGGAAUCAAGAAGAGAUGCAGCAGAGAAAAGCCGGGAGGCCAUCUGGAACCGACGGUUCUGAUUUCUCCUACCGCAUGGUGGUUGAUUCACGUUACACAAAGGUUGCUAAAGGGAAGUCUCGUCUCAAAGCUCUAAUCUUUAUUCAGGGUAUCUUUCAAUUGAUAGAAUUAUUAUAUGUGGUUUUACCAAUCUCAAAGGGGAAGGAUCCAAACAUACUUGCCGUUUCAUCUUCUGCCAUUGGGUUGAUUUCUCUUCUAAUUGGGGAAUUAGGCCGAAGGCGCAGCCGAGCAGGUUUCUUGAGAUUUUACCUGGCCAUGUCAACUAUCGCAGUGCUUCUAUCUAUAUUUUGUGCUGUUAGUAGUAGUUCAACAUUAGAGGUUAUUCAGAAUCCAGCUGAAUGGGAAACAAAAAAGUUUGAACUUAUUGAGACUUCUGUUCUUUUACUCGGAUUGCUGGUGCAGAUGUUCACGAUCGGCACUGUAAUUUCCCUCAUCAGUAACAUGUCUCCUCCAAAGAAAGCUUCUUAACAAUGUCCUGUAACUUCAGAACCACUGCCCAUGUCCAUGGUUGAUAGAGCAAAAUCAGACUGACUGCAUUGUUUCAGUUUGGUUUGUAUCUUUUUGUGCAUCAGAAAAUUUAUAGUUAAAUGAGGAGAGUUUUGGAUUAAUGAUUUGCCGGACAAGAGAUCUUUGAUUAUAAAUCUGAGUUGAUGAUGCAUUCAUUAUUUUAUGUUUCACAUAUGCCAGGGAUAGACAAGUAACGACUGGUUAAUUGAAGGAUAAAUACAAAUUUAUGAUGCUGCAGUUAGAUUGACCGGGAAAA
This is a messenger RNA of Populus euphratica (Euphrates poplar), 1258 nucleotides long. Its product is annotated as jagunal-like protein. The record is from RefSeq and is a predicted model, not a curated record. Gene Ontology annotation, biological process: endoplasmic reticulum organization; vesicle-mediated transport. The coding region runs from base 451 to 963 and encodes 170 amino acids. The transcript has 8 exons. Gene Ontology annotation, cellular component: endoplasmic reticulum membrane. NCBI's taxonomy places the organism in Eukaryota, Viridiplantae, Streptophyta, Magnoliopsida, Malpighiales, Salicaceae.